This is a messenger RNA of Schistosoma curassoni, 1187 nucleotides long. The record is from the annotation of a GenBank genome assembly. NCBI's taxonomy places the organism in Eukaryota, Metazoa, Platyhelminthes, Trematoda, Strigeidida, Schistosomatidae.
AUGGAUCUGCACGAGCGUGAUAUAUUUGGCCUUGCAAUGCUUUGUAAUGACGAGGGUUGGCUAUUUUUAGAACCUAGUGAGUUUAUGCACAGGAUAAUAACCAAUUAUUUCGCGACAACUGAUCAAAAGUGUUCCGCCGGUAUUUUGUCUCUACCGAUAAAUAAGUCAACAUAUCAUUGUUCAUUACAAUCAUCAUAUCCAACUGUAUAUUUUCGCAUCCGAUUUUAUCUUCCGAUACAUUGUAUAAAUGAACGUGCAACACAACAUAUUUAUUAUUUACAACUACGAAGAAAUCAUGUUGCCUAUGAAUUAUUUUGUGAUCCAAAUGUAUAUUUUCAGUUAGCAGCGUUUGCACUACAGGCUGAAUUGGGUGAUGCACCAAAAUGUUUUAAUCCAGAAUCUGAAACAUCCUAUUUUCUACCAGAACUUUAUUAUCCUAAGAAAUUUGUUAAAUCGUGUGAUAGUGUUGAACUAGCCUAUUACACUUAUAUACAUCAUUCAGCGCUUCAUAAUACUGUAACCUAUCUGGCUGAGUUUCAUUUUAUUCAUCUGGCAACAAAACUGAACUCUGAUUUCAAUUUACAUUUAUAUCCACUUGAGAAACCUACUCACAAAUGCCGCUUCUCUGUAUGGAUUGGUAUCAGUCCACAAGGAGUUACAUUAUAUCAGCGAUUCCCAGAUUAUUGGAUUGUUCCAACUAAUCGUAUUAAAUGGAAUGAAAUUAAACGAAUUUAUUACAAUCAUCACACUGUAACUAUUCAUUUACGCUCUAAGGCCCGGAGGCGUGAUUUCAAAAUGAAAAGAACUUUAUCAGCAAGACAUUUAUUUGCUUUAAUUACUAAUAUGCAUUUCUAUCAAUCAAUAGCCGAAAUGUCUGCAACUCACUCGAACGAUUUGUUGGGGAAAAUUGAGUUAAGAUAUUCUAUAAAACCAUCGAUUUAACAAUACAUUCAUGGAGUUAAUAAAGAUUUAGCAAGUAAUUAAUCAAGAUGUACAUUAGUUGGCAACAAAGAUCAUUUGUUAUUUUAUGUCAUCACAAUGUAAUUAAAUAUUUAAUCAAAACAGAGGAAAACUUCAUGAAUAUGAGAUUACUACUCAAAUGAAGAAGGUUAUAAUCUAGUGCGUUUUUGUGUAUAUUUUCUUUUAUUUUGAUUUUCUUUUUCAAGUCAGAUUUUGUUAAAUAUGCC